This is a messenger RNA of Chara braunii, 2266 nucleotides long. The record is from the annotation of a GenBank genome assembly. NCBI's taxonomy places the organism in Eukaryota, Viridiplantae, Streptophyta, Charophyceae, Charales, Characeae.
CCGGGGAUGACAGCAAACUACCGUCGUCCCUGGUGGAACGACACUUGGGAAAAGGAUGGUCAUGGUGAUUUUAAGUAUUGUGUAUUAUUUAUUUGGAUUGAAAGUAGUCAGUGGUUAUUAAUGUCUGGGAAAAGAAAGAAGGCAAGGUUUGGAAUGAAUUGUUGGAAUCUAUUUGACACUUAGACAUGUGGGUUUGUCGUGUUGAUUCUCUCAAGAUGACGGGAGGAAAUACUGAUCCCGCAAAUAGUAAUGCAGGGGAUCGUCGCAACGAUAUUCUGGAACUCGCACGAGCCAUUCGUGAGGCUGAUAAUCAGAAGGCACAAUUGCCGAAGGUUAAAGUUCCCCCCUUCGAUGACACCAAUGCCUCAGCAUGGGCGAACAAGUUUGAACAAUUGGGCAGUUGUUGCGAAUGGUCGAGUGAGAAGAUGCUUCAAAUGGUGAAGCGAUAUUGUAUGGUCAAGUACAAAGAGGAGGUGUCGGAGUUGGUGCAAGCUUCGCGCGACUGGCCGGACUUUAAGGCCAAAUUAUUGGACAAGUACCAAUUGGGGGAUCAACAGCUCGAUCUGGCGGACUUACGGAAGGUUAGUCGUCCGAAGUUUAGUACGGCCAAGCAGUUUCUUAUGGAGUUUGAGCGGGUUGCGCGCUUAGUGCCUGACCUUCCAGAUAAGGAUCGGUGCCUCAUCUUCCUCGAAAAAUUUUCGGAAGUUGAGCAGCGAGAACUGAUGAAGGAUAUGACUGGGCGAUACGACUGGCCGAAGAUAAAGGAAAAUCUGUUGGUCGGAAGUUUCGACCAAAUGCUUUACCGUCUCCUGAAGCAGCAAAAGGAGGACCGUAAUAAUGAAGGGGUAAGCGCGGACAAGGAUCAAGCCGUUUACAAGACCCUAACUGACAUGCGGAACAUGAUGGCAGACAUGAAGGAGGAAAGGCUAAAGCUACAGGAGGCCGAGGCCGAGGUCGAGGUAGAGGACAAGGCACUGGGGGAGGCCGAGGAAAUGGGGGCGGCCGAGGUAAUUGGCAGAAUUGGUUUUGCAAGUAUUGUAGCCAAGAUGGACAUGGGAUACGGUUUUGUCAGACCGUUACCAAAGAUGAAUAUCCGAGGCGAGGUCUACGACUUCGAAGGGAAUCUCAUCGAUCCCAAUGUGGAGGGAGGAAUCAGAAAGGAAGUUUUUCGACAUAUUGGGCGAGAUUUUCCAGCAACUUUUCGACUGGCUUCUCCGGAAGAGGUCGAACAGAUUGAGUUGGACGCGACGAUGGAGUCACUGACAAUUAAGGAUACCAAGGCCAGAAAUGAAGGCCCCACAGCAUUGGGUGGAGUUCUCAUCCAAAAGGAUGGAGAAGGGCGAGAAAGGCCAUUGAGAUUUGAAAGUCGAACGCUGAAUGAGGCGGAACAAAAGUAUUCCCAAUUUAAGAAGGAAACCCUUGCAGUGCUUCAUUGCUUAAGGAUCUUCCGAAACUACCUGUUUGGAAGACGGUUCGUCCUGCGGGUUGAUCCGACCGCCCUGGCGCAGUCAUUGAACAAUUAUUCUCCCUCGGAUCCAACUAUUGCUCGAUGGUUGAUCUAUAUCUGGAUGUUCGAUUUCGAGAUCGAGCGUAUUGCGGGAACACAAAAUCGAGCCGACGGAUUGAGUCGGAUCGAGUGGGACUCCUCGAAAGAUCAGGCAGAAGACUCGGUCCCUGUGGAUGGGUUUCUGGAGACGGACGAGCAACAACUGAGUAUCAAUGUUUGGGAAUACAUCAGUAAUGCGUCGUCCCGACCUGGGAAGUCUAUCAGAAAUUCGCUGAGUUCUUAUCAAAAGUGUGCAGAGCUGGUGAUGAGGGAAUCCUUUAUUGAGGAGGAUCCUUGCGGCAAACGAUCUGCUGAGCAAAUGAUGAGGUUGGCAUUGUCGGAUCCGGUACGACUGUUAGAAGAGCCACUUACGAUUGACGGAGGACAUGAGCAAGGCGACGAAGUCCUCAGGACCUCCGGGGGAAUGGUAUUUCUCGUCAAUUCGUUAAUACAGGAGGAUCGCGGCAGGUUAAUGUUGGAAGAAGGGGAAGACAGUGAGAUCAAAGAAGCCUUUCGCGAGGAAGAAUAUGAUGGGAUCUAUAAGAAGAUUGGGCUUUGGCUGAAUGGGGAUUUAAACGAGGCUGAGAUAGAGCUAGAAAUAAGAAGGAAGGCAAAGGACUUUGUCAUUCGAUAGGGCAUUUUUUCAAGAAGUCUGACGAUGGAAUGCCUAAGAGAGUGGUGUGUGGGGUUCCCAGAUAUGUGAUUGCGGCCCUACAUGAU